AUGACAUUAGGAUGUGCCGUUCGCCUGUUGGUGAGUUGGAAAAUCCCUGCCUGCCGUCUAUUCUGACGGCCAAACACCCACUGACCUCCUGUAUGCAAAUAACUUCUGCAAUAUGUAGAGAUGAAGUUUGCAAAUUAUUCUUGUUGUAAUCUUCAGAAGUUGUUGGCAGAAGCGCCCUCCUCAGCAUUCUUUAAGUCUUACAUGCACAAGGCUGCGGGCGCUCGGGAGCAUCUUCAUCCGAACCUUUUGAGCCAACGAAGCAAUUCUGCUCAUGUAGCCACGUGCCUCUCAGCAUCUAUCUCCUGUUCUGCGAAUGGAGUUUGGCGGCCUGAGCAUGCUCGAAAUCGCAAACAAGUAUGAGGCGGCUGGCCAAAAGAAAGAGGAAAACUCCCUGACGGAGCCGCCUGUAUUGGUGAACAAAUCGGACGCUGAGCCUGAUGGGGGUCCGGAGAAGACGAACAGGAAGGAAGCUAAUUUUCCAGAUGAUGAGCCAAACCCCGCAGAAGAGGCUCUGAAAGAGGCCAGCCUGGCGGCCCAACAAGCUGCUCAAAAAGCUGCGGCAGCCGUCUCACAGCUUGGGGGCAAGUUGUCGACUUGGUGGACCAACCUGGAUCCCCCCGCCGGCACAGAGUCCCAGAUAAAUCUUGCAGACAGCCGGACACUCGACGCGGCUCCGCAGGUUGCGCAGGAGGUCAACCUGCAAAGCACGUUUGGUCUGGGCGCUGAGGAGAAUCUGAUCGAGGCGUUUGCCUGUACACUGGUGCAAACGUACCGGUGUUUGCACAACGGCUACACCCCCGAACUCGUGAAGACGUACCGAGGGACCCUGUACAUAACGGAAAAGCACACGUGCUUCCUCUCGACCUCGGACGGCGAAACUGAAACUGCGUUCACUCUCGAGCAUGCAAAGGUGACGAGCGUUCUUCGACAGAGCCCCACGAGGGCCAACCAAUCGGCAACGCUCAAGCUCGUACAAAGUUCCGACAACUGGAUUGCCGUGCAGGACUUUGCCAGUGACGAGGAACUGGAGAGCGCCUUUGCCCUGUUGGAGCACAAGACAGACGAAACAAGCUAAUGUAAAGUAGAACAUACAGCCGUCGCUUCCCAUGCAACACUCGUCUUUUCCUGAGCGUCAUGCGGAGAUUCCUGGAACCGUCUGUACAUAUAAGUGGCUCCCUCUGAUAACUGCUUAACGAGCACUAUACCGGCAGGGAAGGGAGUCGUGCCAAUUUGACUAGCUGUAAGAUACUGCCAGGAUACUGCCUGGGUCAGUGCUUCACUUACCUGCACCGUUUGAAGAUGCAAGGCUCCCAUUCAGCAGAUACCAGGGCCGCGUCUCAGUAGUUGAUCCAUAUCCUAUUGUGCGCCGUUCAGCAUGACGCAGUUUGUCCACGCUGGCUGACAUCCGUGCGACUUCGUCUGACGAUCCCUUCUCGAAUCUGGACUCAGCAGACGUUGUGUGGCUCUAGCAAGACUCCGAAGGUCCGGCUAGUUUGGAGACAACAUUGUCAAAGACCAGAUUGGGCAGAACUCAGGAAAUCAUUAGGUGCCCGACUGCGACACAGUGAGCAGCUUUGUAGCAUUGGCGAUCUCAGUAAACAAGGUCGACGUACUUAGUCGUCCGAGGCUGUCCGGAUAUGCAAAUGCAGAUCGAAUUAUCGUACGCGCCCGGCGAAAGCACA
Klebsormidium nitens is the source of this 1682-nucleotide messenger RNA. The record is from the annotation of a GenBank genome assembly. Lineage: Eukaryota; Viridiplantae; Streptophyta; Klebsormidiophyceae; Klebsormidiales; Klebsormidiaceae.